Messenger RNA from Musa acuminata AAA Group (dessert banana), 1886 nucleotides. RefSeq names its product zinc finger CCCH domain-containing protein ZFN-like. The record is from RefSeq and is a predicted model, not a curated record. Gene Ontology annotation, molecular function: mRNA binding; metal ion binding. Bases 16 to 1689 code for a protein of 557 amino acids. The transcript has 7 exons. NCBI's taxonomy places the organism in Eukaryota, Viridiplantae, Streptophyta, Magnoliopsida, Zingiberales, Musaceae.
AAUCAAGGCGUAUAAAUGAGCACAUGCGAUGGGAAGUUCUGCGAGGGAUCGGUGUCGGUUACAGUAACGGUUUCCUUCGCGGGUCCGUUAACUCGAUCGCUGGAUCGCGCGGGGGUAAAAAGAGAGAGAAAGGGGGAAAUCGAAUGGCUGGCUGUUAUUCCUCUCCUCGUUUGUGGAGAGGAGAGCGUUUCCCCUCCUCCUCCUCCGCUUCGUCCUCUCGAUCUCGCUGCCACCUUGCCUGGCCUCUGUGCCACCCUUCUCCGUCUCGUCCCCGGCCUCUUCGGUGAUCGCAGGUGCCGGAGUCUGAGGUGGAUCAGCGGAGGGAAUGGGCGUUCCUGCGGCGAUGAUCUGGUGAUGGCGGGAGAUGGAUGGAGCACGAGGGCACCCGCCAGGACCGUGACGGAGGGGCCGUCGUUGUCGUCGCAGCCCGGAACUGAUGAAGAAGCAAUGUGGAAAAGGAUGAGAGAAAGUGAUUCCAUGGAAACUGGACCCUAUCCUGAACGGCCAGGAGAGCCAGACUGUGCUUAUUACAUCAGGACUGGCCUUUGCAGAUUUGGGAGGACUUGCAAAUUUAAUCAUCCUCCUAACAGGAUGUUGGCUGUUGCUGCUGCUGCUGCAAGAAUCAGGGGAGGGUACCCUGAACGAGUUGGCCAACCUGAAUGUCAGUACUAUUUGAAGACAGGAACAUGCAAAUUUGGAGCUAUAUGCAAGUUCCAUCACCCCAAAGAGAAGGCUGGAAUUGCUGGACGAGUUCAGUUAAAUAUUUUAGGCUACCCAUUGCGACUGAAUGAGAAGGAUUGUGCAUAUUAUAUAAGAACCGGAGAGUGUAAGUUCGGGAGUACAUGUAAAUUUCACCAUCCACAGCCGUCUAAUGCAGUAGUUGCUCUACGUGGUUCUCCUGUUUAUCCUGCUGUACAUUCCCCAACAACUCCUGGUCAGCAAACUUAUCCUGCGGAGAUGACAAACUGGACCUUAUCAAGAUCUUCUUUUAUUCCUAGCCCUCGAUGGCAAGCUUCUUCAAGUUACGCUCAGUUGAUUCUUCCUCAGGGUGUGGUCCAAGUACCUGGCUGGACUUCUUACUCUGGACAGCUGGGUUCAUCUCCGGAAAGUCAGCGAACAACAGGAACUGCUCAGUUUUAUGGUCCCUCACAGCAAGGUGAGACAAGCAUUGGAGCUCAAGGGAAAUUUCCAUCUUACCGGCCAGGUUCUGCUCCUAUGGGACUGUAUGCAGUCCCAGGAGAGAACAUAUUUCCGGAGAGGCCUGGCCAACCUGAAUGCCAGUUCUACAUGAAGACUGGAGACUGUAAGUUUGGUGCCGUCUGCAAGUUCCAUCACCCCAAGGAGAGACUAGUUCCAGUUCCAAAUUGUGUCUUAAGUCCAUUGGGCCUUCCAUUACGUCCAGGAGAGCCCGUAUGUGUUUUUUAUUCUCGCUAUGGGAUCUGCAAAUUUGGUCCUAACUGCAAGUUCGACCAUCCCAUGGGUACUUUUGCAUAUGGUGUUUCAGCAUCCUCCGCCACCGGAGUUCCAACCGCUUGGCACCUACUGGGAUCCUCAUUGGAGCCUCCUACUCUGGCACCACCACCAUCCCAAGGGACCGCAAAUGGCAGCUCAGGAGCAUCAAGACGGAUAUCGAUAUCGGAAUCUCGGCACACAGCUGCUGGGGAUGAGAAUGAAGAGGCAGAGUCGUAGCCGGUUCCUGAACAAGCAUUUGCAGGCUCCUUUUUUUCUCAUUCAGCUACCCUGGAUAAGUCCGUAACAUCCAGCUUCCAUGGCUGGAGAUGUACAGUCCUUUUGUUGUCAGCUGAAAAUUUUUCACCCGAAGAUGUAUCCACUUGGUGGCAAACAAGAAUUGCCCUAUUUAAAUACGCCUCAUCUCAUAAGCUUCA